UAUCAUAGAUUAAGGCUUAAUUUUGUGCUCCCCCUCAUCAUGGCUCAACCCAAUGGUGCACAAUUUGAUAACCCUCUCUCAAUCAUGGCUCAACCAAAUGGUGCACAAUAUCCCGCAAUCAUGGCUCAACCAAAUGGUGCACAAUAUGCUAACCCCUCAAUCAUGGCUCAACCAAAUGAUGCACAAUUUGUAAACCCCGCAGUCAUGACUCAAACUCAACCUAAUGCUACACAAUUUUCUUACCCCCCAAUGCCUCAACCUCAACCAAGUGGUACACAAUUUGUUCAACCCCAAGCAGUCAUUGGUCCUCAGUAUUGUGCACCUUACCCUGUAGAUCUUUCAGUUGUUAGAAAGGUCCUGACCAUAAGCGAUGGCAACUUUGUUGUCACAGACACCGGUGGCAACGUCAUAUUCAAGGUUAAAGGAGUAUUGUUUAGCAUCAAAACACGUCGUCUCAUACUUGAUGCUGCUGGAACCCCCAUUAUGACUCUUAAACCUAAGCUACUUACCGCACAUGAUAGAUGGCUUGCAUUUAGGGGUGAUAGCCUGAACGCCAGCAAUCUAAUCUUUACCGCUAAGCGAUCUUCAUUCCUCCAAUUCAAGGUCAAAUUACAUGUGUUCUUGGCAAAUAAUACACAAGAGGAUGUUUGUGACUACAAAGUUGAAGGCAGUUGGAAUGAAAAAUCUUGUACCGUUUAUCAUGGAGAAUCUUCCAAUAUUGUUGCCCAAAUGCACAAGAAGCAAACCGUUCAGAGCAUCGUGAUGGGAAAGGACAACUUUUCAGUGACAAUUUAUCCUAACAUCGAUUACGCAUUCAUAGUCGCACUUAUUGUCAUUCUAGACGAGAUUAACCAGGAGAGCAAAGAAGAAUGAGAUGAUGAAAUUCCAGUUAUAUGCCUAAAUAAAGAGUUUAAACUCUUCAAGCUUGCUGUACGGUAAGGAGUGGGGGAAAAUAGUAAUGUACAAGAAAAACAUAACCACUGAAUA
Molecule: messenger RNA, 987 nt
Organism: Quercus lobata
Lineage: Eukaryota; Viridiplantae; Streptophyta; Magnoliopsida; Fagales; Fagaceae
Product: protein LURP-one-related 10-like
Exons: 3
Coding region: 40-873 (277 amino acids)
Source: RefSeq, a predicted model, not a curated record